CUUCAACAUGGCUGACAAAGGUACGUUUUAGAGCUCAACUCCUCUUGCUCUCAAGACCAGAAAGUCCAUCCGCCAUCAACAGGUCCCACUAAUCAACUGACCGAACAAUGUCAGACGUAACAGAGCUCACCCGCGCCGAGGAGGCCGCUGCCCGCGCCAAGGAACAAGCCGAGCAGGAGGCUCUCCCCUACAAGUGGACUCAGACGAUUGGCGACGUCGACAUCACCAUCCUCGUCCCCGGUAACCUAAAGGGCAAAGAUAUGGUGGUUGAGAUAAGGAAGCAGUCUCUGACGGCUGGUAUUAAGGGUCAAGAGCCCGUCAUCAAGGGCGACCUCCCCCACCCGAUCCUCCUCGAUGAUUCAACUUGGACGCUGUCCCCCGCUCCCGCCGGUCAAAAGGCCCUGGAGAUCCAUCUCGAAAAGCACAACAAGCUCGAAUGGUGGCCGCACGUAGUCACCAGCGCCCCGAAAAUCGAUGUGAGCAAGAUCGUCCCCGAGAACAGCAAGCUGUCCGACCUCGAGGGCGAGACGCGGGCAAUGGUGGAGAAGAUGAUGUACGACCAAAGACAAAAGGAGAUGGGGUUGCCGACGAGCGAUGAGCAGAAGAAGAUGGAUAUCUUGAAAAAGUUCCAGGAGCAGCAUCCGGAGAUGGAUUUUAGUAAUGCGAAAAUUCAGUAGGUGAGCGAAAGGAGGAAAGGGGGAGGGCAAUUGGAGAUACUGAGAGGAUUUGGGGGGAGAGGAGAAGUAAAAGGUGAUAAUCAUGAUAACGAAGCAUUGAUGACUUGGAAAUGACCGUUUUUAUCUUCAUUGAAUCAAACAGGGUGAAGUACUGUUGAUGGACACUUUCUCUGAACUGUUGUGGUUAUGUUCUGUUCCAGCCGCACACGGACUAUAUUAUUCCUGGAAUAGCCGAACCCAUGACAAAUCACUGCAUACGCUUCAGUAGAUGACCUAGAGAU
Neurospora hispaniola is the source of this 958-nucleotide messenger RNA. Its product is annotated as nuclear movement protein nudC. Bases 108 to 677 code for a protein of 189 amino acids. Lineage: Eukaryota; Fungi; Ascomycota; Sordariomycetes; Sordariales; Sordariaceae. Gene Ontology annotation, biological process: protein folding. Gene Ontology annotation, cellular component: cytoplasm. The record is from RefSeq and is a predicted model, not a curated record. The transcript is spliced from 2 exons.